Drosophila ficusphila is the source of this 1146-nucleotide messenger RNA. RefSeq names its product methyltransferase-like protein (gene Mettl2). The transcript has 2 exons. Bases 110 to 1063 code for a protein of 317 amino acids. Gene Ontology annotation, molecular function: tRNA (cytidine-N3)-methyltransferase activity. The record is from RefSeq and is a predicted model, not a curated record. NCBI's taxonomy places the organism in Eukaryota, Metazoa, Arthropoda, Insecta, Diptera, Drosophilidae.
AAACCGUGAUCCCUGAUCGAUAUGAGUGAUAUUCCCGCGGACGAGAACGAGAAGCGCCCUCAGUUUGGAACCCGUCUCCUAACGGACACAGACGACGUCUUCAAGCACAAUGCUUGGUAAAUAUGGGAUGCAAAGCUUUCGGAGAUUGGCCAGCAAAACUUGGGAGCACACUCGUCUGCGCAAAAAACCGUCAGGAGCGGGAAGCCGGGUGCUCACCGAUGCGCAAGAGGUGUUCGAGUUUAACGCCUGGGACCACGUGCAAUGGGAUGAGGAGCAGGAACUAGCUGCCCAGGCAGCGGUUGCCAAAAACUCAUCUAGUAAAAUGGAUGCAGAGCAGAAAGACCGCUUCCAAUCGGACGCCCCAAAGUUCUGGGACUCCUUUUACGGCAUCCACGAUAAUCGAUUCUUCAAGGAUAGACACUGGUUAUUUACAGAGUUUCCGGAACUGAAUCUUUCGACGACGGAUACGACGGAGCAACAGUCUCGCAGUAUCUUUGAACUGGGCUGCGGCGUUGGGAACACAAUUCUUCCUCUUUUGCAGUACAGUUCAGACCCGAAACUAAAGAUAUUUGGUUGUGACUUCUCUGCUCGUGCUAUUGAAAUCCUGCGAAGUCAACCUGAACUCGAUGAGAAGCGCUGCGAGGUGUUUGUGAUGGAUGCCACGUUGGAUAAGUGGCAGACACCCUUUGAGGAGAGCUCGCAGGACAUCAUCGUGAUGAUCUUCGUUCUGUCCGCCAUUGAGCCAAAGAAAAUGCAGCGGGUCCUGGACAACUGCUAUCGCUUCCUAAAGCCAGGGGGCUUGCUUUUAUUCCGCGAUUACGGAAGAUACGACCUGGCACAGUUGCGAUUUAAGAGCGGAAAGUGUUUGGAGGACAACUUUUAUGUGCGUGGCGAUGGUACCAUGGUGUAUUUUUUCACAGAGGAGGAACUGCGAUCUAUGAUGACUCAGGCUGGGCUAAAGGAAGAACAGCUCAUUGUGGACCGAAGGCUGCAAGUCAACCGCAGUCGGGGCUUAAAAAUGUACCGCGUUUGGAUCCAGGCAAAGUUCAGGAAGCCUCUUUAGAGCAUUUAGGUCUAGUUUAACUUAAAUAUAAUUGAGCAUUUUUAUUAUAAAUAAUAAAGUUAACAAUCUAAAAAUGGUUAAAA